This is a messenger RNA of Scomber scombrus (Atlantic mackerel), 3585 nucleotides long. It is a transcript of the gene ctnnd2b, whose product is annotated as catenin (cadherin-associated protein), delta 2b. NCBI's taxonomy places the organism in Eukaryota, Metazoa, Chordata, Actinopteri, Scombriformes, Scombridae. Gene Ontology annotation, cellular component: postsynaptic density; nucleus; plasma membrane. Gene Ontology annotation, biological process: dendritic spine morphogenesis; cell-cell junction assembly; cell-cell adhesion. Gene Ontology annotation, molecular function: cadherin binding. The record is from RefSeq and is a predicted model, not a curated record. Bases 1 to 3585 code for a protein of 1194 amino acids. The transcript has 23 exons.
AUGCCAGUGCCUGAGGUGGCGUCUGACACCACCAGCGCCGCCGCCAUGUUGAGCCCCGUCCUCAACGCCUCCAACGGAGACGGCUCCGAGUCUGAAACCACCUCCGCCAUCCUCGCCUCCGUCAAGGAACAGGAGUUGCAGUUUGAACGUCUAACCAGGGAGCUGGAAGCCGAACGACAGAUUGUUGCCAGUCAGCUGGAGAGAUGCAAGCUUGGCUCUGAGACUGGAAGCAUGACUAGCAUCAGCUCAGCAGAUGAGAAAUUUCGCUGGAACAACCAAGACGGACAGAAGGACAUAGAGGAGGAGCUGACAACAGGCUUGGAGUUGGUGGACUCUUGUAUCAGAUCGCUCCAGGAAUCAGGCAUCUUGGACUCACAGGACACAGGAGAUAGACAAGGACUUCUGUCUCAAAGUGCUUUGCAGCUCAACAACCAGGAUGCCUAUGCGGCUUCCGGUUACCAUAGUAACCAAGGGCUGGCACUCGGCGAAUCAGUCACGGGCCGCAGUGGGCACAUUGGAGGGGCUGUUCACAGCUACAACCAGGUGACAUCCAGCCGUGCAGCUGCCCAUUUAGUGGGGAUAGACUCUCCUUCUCAGUCCCAGAGAGACUCAUUUGCCCAGCAAGCCCAUGGCAGCGCCUUCCACAUGCCUACUGAAGGCGGAUCUGCACCUGUCGGACCACCCAUGUAUUAUUCCUGUGCCACUUUGCCUGCACAGCGUGUGAGCUCCCCUCUGCAGGCAGUGGGAUCCCCUACCAAGCUGCAGCGCCUGGGCUCGGCCUCCUCCGACAUGCCCAGCUACGCCACGCUACAGAGGGUGUCCUCGCCCAAACAGUCACCCAGCCGGCUCGCCAAGUCCUACAGCACCUCAUCGCCCAUCAACAUGGUCGCAUCGGGUGCCCCCGGAUCCUCCUCCCCUCUCCCCAUGGCGGCCUCCCCGGGGGGAAACCACACCUCGUCGCCCCUCCACCAGCUCAGCUCGGUGGUGGGCAGCUACGCCACCCUGUCACCCAAGCGCAUGAUGCACCACAUCGGAGGCGACAGCUACAAGAUUUCCCACGAGCUGUACGCUAACGCAACCCUGCAAAGGCCUGGUAGCCUGGCAGGCUCCAGAGGUUCCUACAGCAGCCAGCACAGUCACCUGGGCUCUGAGCUGCGACCUCUGCAGUCUCCAGAACACCACAUCGACCCCAUCUACGAAGACAGAGUCUAUACCAAACCCAACAUGAGAGGACAAGCCCCGCCUUCCCCUGGUGUCGACCCAAUCCCCUUGCAGCGAACGGGAAGCCAGAGCGCCACCAACACCUUUCAGAGAGGCAGCUUCGCCACAGGAGGCGGAGCGGCCGACUACGCCAACCCGUACCGCACCCUGCAGUUCUGCCCGUCCACCGAGUCGCCUUACAGCAAGUCGGGCCCCGCACUCCCUCCUGAGGCGGCCCUGGGCCGGUCUCCAUCUGUGGACAGCAUCCAGAAGGACCCAAGGGAGUUUGGCUGGAGGGAUCCAGAGCUGCCAGAGGUGAUCCAGAUGUUGCAGCAUCAGUUCCCAUCGGUCCAGUCCAACGCCGCCGCCUACCUCCAGCACCUCUGCUUUGGAGACAACAAGAUCAAGUCUGAGAUCCGGCGACAAGGUGGCAUCCAGCUGCUGGUGGACUUGUUGGACCACCGGAUGACCGACGUCCACCGCAGCGCCUGCGGAGCCCUCAGGAACCUGGUGUACGGCAAAGCCAACGACGACAACAAGAUCGCUCUGAAGAACUGCGGAGGCAUACCGGCCCUGGUCCGACUGCUCCGGAAGACCACAGAUGUGGAGAUCCGAGAACUCCUCACAGGUGUUUUGUGGAACCUUUCGUCGUGUGACGCUCUGAAGAUGCCCAUCAUCCAGGAUGCCCUGGCUGUGCUUACCAACGCUGUGAUCAUCCCCCACUCAGGCUGGGACACCUCACCCCAUACACAGGAGGACCGCAAGCUGCACCUCCACUCCUCCCAGGUCCUCCGCAACGCCACCGGCUGCCUCCGGAAUGUGAGUUCUGCAGGCGAGGAGGCCCGGAGGAGGAUGAGGGAGUGUGAAGGCCUGACAGACGCUCUGCUCUACGUCAUCCAGACAGCUCUGGGGAGCAGUGAGAUUGACAGCAAGACCGUGGAGAACUGUGUGUGCAUCCUGAGGAACCUGUCGUACCGUCUGGCUGCAGAGACGUCUCAAAGCCAGCAGGGGGGCUCUGAGGAGCUGGAUGGCCUGUUGUGUGACACAGGUGGGAAGGACGCAGAGAGCUCCGGAUGCUGGGGCAAGAAGAAGAAGAAAAAGAAGGGUCACGACCAGUGGGACGGCGUCGGCCCUUUUCCAGACUUGGCGGAGCCCCCGAAAGGCAUCCAGAUGUUAUGGCACCCUACCAUCGUCAAGCCCUACCUCACACUGCUGUCUGAGUGCUCCAACCCAGACACCUUGGAGGGAGCAGCUGGGGCCCUGCAAAACCUAGCUGCUGGCAGCUGGAAGUGGUCUGUCUAUAUCCGGGCUGCGGUGCGCAAGGAGAAGGGCCUCCCUAUCCUGGUGGAGCUACUGAGGAUAGACAACGACCGGGUGGUGUGUGCCGUGGCCACUGCUCUGAGAAACAUGGCCCUGGACAUCAGGAACAAGGAGCUCAUUGGUAAGUACGCCAUGAGGGACCUGGUGCACCGUUUGCCCGGUGGCAGCAACAACAACAACAGCGGAGGGGGAGGAGGAGGUGGAGGUGGAGGAAGCACCAACAGCAGCAUACUGAUGGGGAAGACCAUGUCAGACGACACCAUCACCGCUAUCUGCUGCGCGUUGCAUGAGGUCAUCACCAAGAACAUGGAGAACACCAAGGCCCUGAGGGACGCCGGUGGCAUCGAGAAGCUCAUCGGCAUCGCCCGCAGCAAAGGAGACAAACAUAGUCCUAAAGUGGUGAAAGCAGCAUCUCAAGUCCUAAACAGCAUGUGGCAGUACAGAGACCUCCGCAGCCUCUACAAAAAGGACGGCUAUUCUCAGUACCAUUUUGUCGGCUCUUCCUCCACGAUAGAGAGAGACAGACAGCGACCUUAUUCAUCCUCUCGUACUCCCUCCAUCUCACCCGUACGGACCUCGCCCAACAAUCGAUCAGCGAGCGCUCCCGCGUCCCCCAGAGAGAUGAUGGCAUUGAAGGAGAGGAAGGGAGACUACGAGUUGACCGGCAAUGCCACUUACCAUGGCAACAAAGGGGAACACACAUCCCGAAAGGACACAAUGACAGGUCAAAUCUCUGGUGGGUCUUCAACACUACACAGAGGAGCAUAUGUGUCACCUACUGAUGACCUGAAGUAUAAUCAGGUCUCUUCUCAAGGCUUGCCUUCAGAACCGUACCCUCCUUUCCAAAACCCUCCCCCGCCCGACAGCGUCAACUUUGAGGACCAGGCUUUCUACGAGAACCAGGUUCACCCGGGAGGACGCCCCCCGCAGGGUGACAUCAACAUGCACCUGCAGGGCCUCAAAUCCACCGGCAACUAUGUAGACUUCUACUCAGCCUCGCGGCCCUACAGCGAGCUCAACUAUGAGACCAGCCACUAUCCAGCCUCACCAGAUUCCUGGGUCUAA